AGUUGAGCCAGCUGUAUAGUAUAGAGUAUAUAUACCUUCUGAUGAUAGGAUGAUUAAAGACAAGUAUUUCUUGGUGUUUGAAGAAGGAAGCAAAAUAACUCAAAUAAUAUGUUGUUUUCUAAUUAACCUCCCAGUGUUUGCGUACGGGUCUGCCGUAGGAUGGAUGUCACCAAUGACACUUUUGCUACAGUCCGAAAACUCAACGAGAUCCGUGCCACUAACAGACAUUGAGAUAUCAUGGAUUGCAGCUGUGUCCUACUUAGUCAGCAUUCCAGUUGCAUGGCUUUUGGCAGUCGUGGCUGAUAAAAUUGGGCGGAAGUACACACUACUGAUGAUGUCAUUAUCAAUGGUGAUUAGUUGGAUCCUCCUUCUGUUUUCCGUAGAGACUUGGGCUCUUGUGACAGCGAGAGCCUUAGUUGGUGUCAUUAUGGCGGGAAGCUAUGUCAUAUGUCCUAUUUACAUAAAAGAAAUCGCUGAUGGUAAUAUUCGUGGGAGCUUAGGAUGCUGGAUUGUGAUAUCACAUACUACUGGCAACUUGUUCCUGUACAUAAUUGGAGAUACUCUGCCAUUCAGGACUAUAACAUGGAUAUGCCUCUCAGUACCUCUGGCUCAUCUUCUGCUCUUCACCAUGAUGCCUGACACACCUUCGUAUCUGGUUAAGAUAGGAAAGGAAGAAAAAGCGCUUAAAAUAUUAGCUUGGCUCCGUUGCAAAAGCGUGGAUAAUUCUGACGUCGUAAAAGAGUUGGGUCACAUCAAAAAAGAACAGGAGAAUGAUGCGACGUCAAAUAAGUUCCUCCUAAAGAGUAUAUAUAAAGAUAAAAUCCUUUUCCGAGCGUUCCGCAUUGCCCUUUUUACAGUUAUAGCAAGAGAAGCAUGCGGUGCUAUACCUGUGACGAACUUUGCCGGUGAAAUAUUUACGAAUGCUUCAGGAAAAUCUAGAUUGAUUUUGACACCAAAUCAGCAAGCAAUGUUGCUGGGUUUUGUGCAAGUUAUUGGAUCUACGGUUGCAUCUAGCGUGGUAGAGAAAACAGGAAGAAAGCCCCUUCUGAUUACCACUUCGCUAAUAUCUGGACUAAGCAUGGGUGCAUUAGCUACUUGGUUCUUACUCAGGAUAUAUGGAAUUAAUGCAACACCCUGGAUACCCAUAGUUACCCUUUGUGUGUGUAUCUUCUGCGACGCAGCCGGACUGCUGCCUGUUUCCAUGAUUCUAGGUGGAGAAAUCUUCUCAUUUAAGUAUCGCGGUACCGUGAUGGCGGUCACGAUGUCAAUAGCGGCCUUCUCUGCCUUCCUCCAACUUCUAUUCUUUAAGCCAAUCGCAAUCUAUCUGGGAAUAUACGUCGCGUUCUAUCUUUUCGCAAUUGUCUGUCUGUUCAUCACUACUUAUGUUAUAAUAGCGGUGCCAGAAACAAAAGGAAGAUGUCUACAAGAUAUAUACAGCGAUCUUCGAAAGAAGAAUGAAACAAUAGAGUUAAAAGAUAAAGUAGAUGAUACGCCAUGAGAUGAAGAUGUAAAACUGAAUGAAUAAGAUGUUAAAAAGGAAUUAAAUUACCCGGGAGAAAUUUGAAAAUAAUGCAGCAAAAAUUUUUUUAGACGAUUGAUUGAUUGAUGGAUUUUUUUAUUAUUUCUUUCUAUUUAUAAGGACAAGUGACAGCCUGUGAGCAUGGUAAUGGUAAUAUUACUGUGCGAUGGGUCAUCUAACUAUAUAAUUUACUAGCUUUUAACCGCGACUUCGUGCGCGUGUUAUAAUGACUUUGGGCAGCAUUUUUUAUUAUUUUUGGAAAUAACAUUUUUAUAAGCUACCAAA
This is a messenger RNA of Leptidea sinapis, 1804 nucleotides long. Its product is annotated as facilitated trehalose transporter Tret1-like. Lineage: Eukaryota; Metazoa; Arthropoda; Insecta; Lepidoptera; Pieridae. Gene Ontology annotation, molecular function: transmembrane transporter activity. Bases 50 to 1498 code for a protein of 482 amino acids. Gene Ontology annotation, cellular component: membrane. Gene Ontology annotation, biological process: transmembrane transport. The transcript is spliced from 9 exons. The record is from RefSeq and is a predicted model, not a curated record.